Clupea harengus (Atlantic herring) is the source of this 1961-nucleotide messenger RNA. It is a transcript of the gene c26h6orf120, whose product is annotated as chromosome 26 C6orf120 homolog. NCBI's taxonomy places the organism in Eukaryota, Metazoa, Chordata, Actinopteri, Clupeiformes, Clupeidae. The record is from RefSeq and is a predicted model, not a curated record.
UUUUACCAUACUCUGACUUUAUUUAUGCUAAUUGGUGAACUAGUCGUCGUCUAUAUGUUUCAAUAGUCAAGUUAAACUUCUCCUGAGCUAAUGGUCUGCGUGAUAGAUCUAAGGUGCUAACCUGCUUUGCCUCAGAAUGCUAGCAAGACCAGACAACUUGGCUCAUGAUGUGGUUGCUAAGCUAACACUUAGCCAAAUGUCAGUUGGCAGUGGCACCUGUUCGGGUGACAUACGGAGCAAUGACGAUGGUUUAGUAAGAUAAGUGUCCUUGCUGUUGAAUGCACUAACCUUAGCUGGUGUGAGGCAGAGGUGUAACGGAAACGUUUGUUAGGUUGUGUAAUAUUUGUACAAAUUCGUAACAAUUAACGUUAAUUGUCAGAUGUCUAACAGGUUUGUCAAGUCACUCUUUCAUGUGACGUCAUCAAGCUAGCAAAGUUAGAUUUUAGCUGUGCUUUUGUCAUAGUUAAGGGCAAUAUGUUUAAAAAUAUUAGUUGCAUUGCUAUGACUAGUUACGUUAGUCACACACACAACAGUCCACAACCAUUGGUCUACAGCAUACAUGUUUCGGUGACCGUGAAGUUCAUAAACCCACAGACUUUCAGCUAUCUUUAAAUGUGUGGUUAAGGCAAGGCCACUCUGAUGGACUGCAAGUGGCGGAUGCUUCUGUCCCAAUGAAAAGCCACUGAUGUAUAUUUAGCAGGGUCAGGUCUCCAGUCAGCACGAUGCUUCCCAAGAGGCUAUCCUUUGAUGGUAGAGGCACGGUCUCUCUCAGGUUGUGAUUGCUAGUGACGGAAUGGUACCGUGUCGCUGGAGUGUCCUGGUACCACUGGUGCUGCUCCUGUCCCAGGCCCAAGGCUUUCUGCACUUCGAGGACGAUGAUGCCUCUUCGGCUUUUGCCGUGCCGAAGGAGUGGGUGUUGCUCCACGUGGUCCAGGGCCACAUUGGCGCAGGCAACUACAGUUACCUGCGACUAAACCACGACGGGCGCAUCAUCCUACACAUGAGCAGCCUCAAAGGCGACGCCGACCUCUACGUGUCAGACAAGACGCUUCGGCCAAGCUUUGACACCUACAAGCUGCAGUCGGUCACAUGCGGGCAUGACGUGGUGGUGGUGCCCGGGGAGUUCACCCGCCCUGUGGGCAUUGGCAUCUACGGUCACCCCUCUCACCAGGAGAGCGAGUUUGAAAUGAAAGUGUUCUACGACCAGACUGUCCUGACUGAGGACCCUUUCCAAAGGGACUCGUACCCCUCAGAAGAGGGCACCCACGGCCAACCCAGGUACCCUCAGGGAGGGGGACAGGAGGACUUUGAGGAGGAGGAAGAGUCCAUCUUCUGGACCAUUCUCAUUGGCAUUUUGAAAAUCAUACUUGAAAUCUUGUUCUGAGUAACAGACAAAGCACUUGUGAUGUGAGUGUUUUUUUGUUUUUUUGUUUUUUUUUUUCCAUUGAGAGAAACUCCCAAGAAAUGGUGGGAAGUAGACUAUGGAUGCCUCGAACUAAAGUGAUUUACUAAAGCGAUAUUUUCAAACAGCUAUUUUUUGAUCAGACUUCAAUUUUGUAUUGAUCAUAGAAAAAGUGUACAAAAAAAUAAAGUUCAGAAGGUGAAUGAAUUUAUCUCCGCCUUGACCAUACGCCUCAGAUUCAUACCACUGGCUCACAAGUGUAACUUCUGGAGAACAGCUACUCACGCAUCACCUUGUUCACCACGCUGGUCGUUCUGUGGUGUUAAUGCCGUUUAAUGUGAAGAUUUGGGAACCACUACUUUGAAAUUGACAACAGACCUGCUCUGUAACAGGAGAAGAGAAAGGGCAGAAGCAUGUAGGGAGAAAUAUCCUUUUGUGCCUUUUCAUCAGUCCCAUCACACCGCCCCCAACUCCCCAUUGGCUAAUGGUGAGGCUCAAUCACACAGUGGAAUUAUUUGUAAAUAUUUCCAAAUAAAGAGAACCACUUAUCUUUGCAAAA